UAUACUGCGCAAGCGCAGACCAAACGGUCGCGCGGAGGAUUUGAGUUUUGUUUGAAUGCCUGAAGACGGAGCGGAGCACAGUAUUUACAAGUUGUUAGCAAUGUAGAAAUGGCAGCAACGCUAAGCCUGUCGGGGUCGCCGGGUUUAGACCCGUCGUCUUCAAGCGACCAGUCUGUGUCCAGCCGGAGUAAUAACAGAAGUCUGAGAGUCGCAGAAAAGGAGAGGAAGAAGAACGAGGCGGAGGACCCAUUUGUUCUGGCCCUGAAGUACUUCUCUGACGUUGAAGCAGGUACUCCAGUGCAUGGUAACGAUGAGGUCGAGAAGAACAUGGUGAUGGUGGAGAAGGUGGCCUACAUGAAAGGACUUUCCCCGGAGGCCAUCUCUAUUAUGCUGGAGUUUGCCAUGAGCCUCCGUAUGGGGACUACUCUCUGUGCCCGGGUGCUGAAGUGUCUGAUUCCAGCCACGGUGGUGCCACAGGAGGCUGUUGUUCGAGCGGUGGUUUGGCUGGGAAUUGGAAAAAUACCCAUCAGCACACGAAUUCUUUUCAUAAAGUGGGUGUUGACCGUAUUUGACAUGAUUGAUGCAAAGGACCAACUUCGGGCCAUCUAUGGCUUCAUCUUCAGUUAUGUCACAGAGGAAAAUCUGUUUCCUUUCAUCUGCCAUCUGCUGUACCUUUUGACCAGAAAGGAAAGUGUGCGGGUCUUCAGAGUCAGGAAGCUACUGGAGCUACAGUCUAGACUGGGAAGGCAACCAUUCCUCUUGAGCCUACUGUCACUUUACAAAGUGUUUUGCCCUGAACUGGUGACGCUCUCCAUCUCUUCACGAAUUAAGAGUGGGUUUAGAAACCACAAUAUGCCCUGGAAAUCAGCCCUGAUUGCAGUCCAGAAGAGGAACGGUUCCCAGGUUGCCACCAGCAUCAGUCUGGCCUCCGCAAUUAAGACCAACCCCAGAAAAAGGAAACACUGCCACCUGGAAUUGCCGGUGUUGAGUUCUGUCGUCAGUAAAGAGGCUCAGACUGAUCCGUCCUCCAGCAGAAAGGUGGUCCCCCUGGUGCAGCUCCACUCCUUUGCGCAUAUCCUGGAAAAUAUGCACCGCAUCGAGCUGCCCGCUCAGAUGGGCUCACUGCUGGGCUCCAGUCUGGCACUGCAGUACCUGGACUGUGUACAGGACGAGUCUGCCCUCCUACGCCUCAACUUCUGGCUAGGCCACGCGCUCCACGAAGAAUUCUUGUUCUGUGGCGAUGGAGGAGCCUCCCAGAAUUCAGAAGAAGCUCUGCAGUUUUUGAACACGUUGCUGUCCACACAGCACUUUCUCCAGGAGGGGUUUUCUUGCUCAGAGGCUUUCCUCUACAAAUUUCUCAGUGUUUGGGACGGUUCCCUCCUCCGCCCACAAAUCCUCGGCCUGCUGAGCAACAUCCCUGUUGUCCCCAGUUCCCAAAUCAGACGUCUUCUGUUUGAGCCCCUCAUGCAGCUCUUCUUCACAUCUUCACUGUUUUUCAAGUGUGGACUGAUGGAGUGUCUAAACAAUAUGCUAUUGAAGUGGCUGACCUGGCACUCAGUGUAUGCCCUGGAGGACGACUUGGACAUCAGCCUCAACAGCCACACCUCCAUAAACAUGACUCUGUCUCGGUUCAAGGAUUCGGUGAUGGAACUGGUUGACUUUGUGGGUCAGCUGGCCUCUCUGAGCCUUCAGCUUGAAGGAUGCCACUCUCUCCUCCUCAGCUUCAUCCUGGACUUCUAUGAGACAGUGUGCGACACGUUUCUGAAGUAUGGGCUCCCCCUUGUGGUGAUGCCUACACCUGGAGUGUUUUAUCCAGCCCUGUUUGCCACUGACCCUGUUAGCGUGGACAGACUAGCCUACAUCAUGUACAGAUACAAGGUGAACUUGACAUCAGCCAAGAGUCAGGAAAAACUCACAGAGCAGGCCUUUCACAUCAGCCGUCAGACGUUCCGUGAGUUCAACCAUUACGCAGUCGUCAUGGUCAACUGCCUGUGGAACUCCAACAUGUUUCAACCAGACAUGGGCGUACAGCUGGGAGAGGAGCUGCUGCUCAAGAGCAACGUGCCACAAUACUGGACGAGCUUCGACCUCAUCCACCACCCUGCCUUCAUGAGCUACGCUGUCGACUUUCACCAGAGGUGUUGGCCGGAGAGAAAGGACAUGGACCUCAAUUCCAUAAAGCAUUCCAAGCCAUGGAGCUGGUACCUGGAGUAUUUGUUCAGUCAGGGUUACGACGGCCUUAAACAGUUUGUGCAGAGCAACAUCAGCCGGCCGCUGACGGCCGCUGGCGGGCAUGUGGACAGGCAGGACGAUGGGCAUGUGGACAGGCAGGACAACGGGCAUGUGGACGGGCAGGGCGACAGGCAGGACAACGGGCAGGACGACGGCCUGUCCACAUUGCAGAGGUAGAUGCUUAACUCAUUGGAGAGGAAGACCACCACUUGCAUCGUUUUUAAUAGACUUUUACAUAUUUUAUCUCCAAGCGAGCUGAGUUUCUUGUGUACAUAGAUGUAUCUGUGUUUAUUAUCUAUUUGUAUUUGUAUUUUCUGUUCAUUCAAUGAUUAUAGACAUAACGCCCUGGCGGCUAUUUGCCAGAAGUAUCGCCAGUAGUAGAUUUAUGUUAGCGGAUCAUUGGUCGGUAAGACAUGUUCACAAUCUUUUACAGCACAGAAAGAACUUAUGAUCCACAUAAAAGUUGAUAAGAUACUAAAGAAUAAGAGUAAGACAACUUUUUUCUUUCUUUUCAUUUUUUUCUUUGCAAUAAACUUUGUUUUCACGUUAACACACUGACAUUAAAACUGCUCCUACAUUUUACAAUUGUUUUGUGUUGUAUUCUUGUACAGCUUGCCACCUGCAAAACCCUGACUCUUGAUAAAUAAGUGUAAGACUUUUUUUACUUUCGAAGCAAAUAAAAUCAAUCUGUUGUCUUA
Messenger RNA from Cyclopterus lumpus (lumpfish), 2930 nucleotides. RefSeq names its product centromere protein I (gene cenpi). NCBI's taxonomy places the organism in Eukaryota, Metazoa, Chordata, Actinopteri, Perciformes, Cyclopteridae. The transcript has 20 exons. Gene Ontology annotation, cellular component: kinetochore. The coding region runs from base 109 to 2409 and encodes 766 amino acids. The record is from RefSeq and is a predicted model, not a curated record.